Messenger RNA from Agrilus planipennis (emerald ash borer), 2837 nucleotides. RefSeq names its product glucose dehydrogenase [FAD, quinone]. Gene Ontology annotation, molecular function: oxidoreductase activity, acting on CH-OH group of donors; flavin adenine dinucleotide binding. The transcript has 4 exons. The record is from RefSeq and is a predicted model, not a curated record. NCBI's taxonomy places the organism in Eukaryota, Metazoa, Arthropoda, Insecta, Coleoptera, Buprestidae. Bases 665 to 2542 code for a protein of 625 amino acids.
GUUACCGCGCCAACCCGUUAACUGGUUGUUCACUUACUUAAACUAAUCCAAUCACACAGUCAGCAACUAAUUACAUACUUACGAUUGUUAUUUAAUCUAAACGAAAACUAUCCCGGGAAGUGUUUAAUUUGUGCUAAGUAUAAUUAACUGUGUCUUCUAUCGAUUGGCAAUGAUAUAAUAUGAACUCCUUCUUAUCAGACUAUAAACAGCUAAUGAGCAGUGUUUGAUUAUGUGAUGAUAAAGUUCGUUUAAAAUUAACGAAGUAAAUAAUUUCUGCAAGUGUUGUGAUUGAUGUAACUUCUGUUAGUGAUACAUAUCUUUAGAAUCGGAAGCUGACCGGGUCGACCAUGGGUAUUAUUAUUACCGAAAAAAGAUAUCCGUUGGGAUAGUCACCGACGGGUUGGUGAAAAUAUGUUCUUCCAAAAAUCAAAAGAAUUAAAAUAUAAGGCAUUCCUCCGACGAGAAAUGAACAAUCGACCUCCAGAUUAGCCAAGCUGCGGUUGGAGAAGAAAAACCAGUCUAGUCAAUAGUGAGAAUAGUCAAAAGUAGCGAACGAACUCAUUUGAAGUUUUCUUACUUCGACUGAUUUAAUAAUAAUAAUAAUUAUUGUACAGUUCUAUAAGCACAAAAUUAAUUCAAUAAUAAUUCGUAAAACGUGUUGAAAAUGGUGUUGGAAACUUUAGUUGUAUCAACUGCUUUGAAAACAGUCAGCAUUGUUGGAAACACCCUCUGGGUCAUACCGUUACUUCUAGCAGGGUUGGUGUAUCACAAUUAUAACAAAUUCGACCCCGAAGCGUAUCCUAUUGAUCAAAAAAAUCUUUACAAGGAAUACGACUUCAUCGUUAUAGGUGGAGGAUCAGCGGGAGCAGUGGUAGCCGCAAGGUUAUCAGAAGUACCUCAUUGGAAGGUUUUGUUACUUGAAGCAGGUCCGGAUGAGAAUGAAAUAACCGAUGUUCCGUCCUUAGCAGCCUAUCUACAGUUAUCAGAGUUGGACUGGGCAUACAAGACCGAACCUACCGGAAGGGCUUGCUUGGGUAUGAAAAAUGGAAGAUGCAACUGGCCCAGAGGGAAAGUUCUGGGAGGAUCAUCCGUACUGAAUUACAUGCUCUAUGUGAGAGGUAAUAAAAAUGAUUAUGAUUUAUGGGAAAAAUUAGGGAAUCCUGGCUGGGAUUACGAAAAUGUCCUGUACUAUUUUAAAAAAUCGGAAGACAACAGAAACCCUUACCUCCAGAAAACCCCAUACCACGGUACAGGAGGUUAUCUAACAGUCCAAGAGUCCCCCUGGAGAACUCCACUGGUGGUAGCGUUUGUACAAGCAGGGAACGAAAUGGGAUAUCCCAUUCGUGAUAUUAACGGAGCUGAGCAAGCAGGAUUCAUGAUCGCCCAAGGCACCAUCAGAAGAGGACAACGGUGUUCUACGGCAAAAGGAUUUCUUCGACCAGCUCGUCUUAGAAGAAAUCUUCAUAUCGCUUUGAACGCGCAUGUGACUCGACUGUUAAUAAGUCCACAUACUAAAAGAGCAUUCGGGGUAGAAUUUUACAGACAUGGAAGACGUCAAGUAAUUACAGCUAGGAGAGAAAUUGUUUUAUCGGCUGGAUCAAUUAAUUCGCCACAAAUUCUGAUGCUUUCCGGAAUCGGCCCCAAAGAGCACAUAUCAAAACUGGGAAUUCCGGUAAUAAGCGAUUUAAGAGUGGGCGACAAUCUUCAAGACCAUGUGGGCAUGGGUGGUCUUACGUUCCUUGUUGACAAGCCCAUUUCGAUAGUCCAAGAUCGUUUUGAGGCAUUUCCGAUGACCAUGCAGUACGUAAUGAACGAAAAGGGACCCAUGACAACACUGGGAGGCGUGGAAGGAUUGGGGUUCAUCAACACGAUUUACGGAAACAGAUCAUGGCCGGAUAUACAAUUCCAUAUGGCUCCAGCAAGUAUAAAUUCUGAUGGUGGACGAAAAGUGCGAACAGUACUGGGAAUUACUGAUAACUUAUACAACACAGUGUACAAACCCAUUGCAAAUAGGGAUGCCUGGACAAUUAUGCCUCUGCUUUUGCGUCCAAGAUCAAGAGGAACGGUCAGGUUACGUACCAAAAAUCCAUUUCAUUACCCCAUAAUCGACGCUAACUAUUUUGCGGAUUCCUUCGACAUCAAAACAUUAGUAGAAGGAGCAAAAUUCGCAGUAAAGUUAUCACAGUCAAGAGUUUUCAAGCAAUUUGGCUCCCGCAUUCAUACAAUUCCGUUCCCAAACUGCAGGAAUCACACUUUUGGAAGCGACAAAUACUGGGAAUGUCACAUAAGGACAAUUUCAAUGACAAUUUACCAUCCAGUUGGAACGUGUAAAAUGGGUCCUGAAACUGAUUCGACCGCAGUGGUUGAUCCCAGAUUGAGAGUGUACGGAGUGGGAGGUCUCAGGGUAAUCGAUGCCUCCAUUAUGCCUACCAUUCCAAGCGGAAAUACCAACGCGCCAGCCAUCAUGGUAGGAGAAAAGGGAGCAGAUUUAAUUAAAGAGGACUGGCUGGGAGAAAAUUAUCGACGCCCCAAAAUCGGAUAAACAAAAACAAUGCAAUAUGAGCAACACAAAAUACUCUAAAUAACGACAACUAUAUGUCAUUGUUAAGAAAUAAACAAUAGUGUCUAGGUAAAAUUUACCGAUUAUCGACUUCAUACGUACUGAAUAUUCUGAGAAAUUCGCAAAAAAGUAUCGGUAUUUUAGGCAGAUCAAAAAAGUGAACCUACUGUACAGAAUCUUCAUGCUGUGGCUAGACUGUCGUUAGGUUGUUAUCAUAGACAUAUAUUAAUGGACGUGCCUUAGCCGUAUGUCGUUGUAAUAGUUUCUUGGCUCGAAA